AUAAUUCAGCAAUUUAACAAUUGUGUUUAUUGUGUGUGUUCUUUGUAAUAGUAAUUAAAAUUUUAUAUUUAAUAUUUUCUUGAGUGAACAAUGCUUUCAUCAUCAUGUAGGAUCAGUCUUGUGACUGUAAUAUUUUCAGUCAGUUGUAAAGAUUAGCAAGGAAGAAGGAAAUAAACUUUGGAAUGGUUAAAUCAAAUAGUGCCAAAGUCAAUGUGUUAUACAAAGUUUGCAUACUAAAAAUAGAAAAUGCCAGGCACAUUGACAUAUCCAAUUUAUGCAGAUGUUGAACCAUCAGUGCCAAGACGUCGCGCUUAUACAUGGAAUUCUCAACAUCGAUCAACAUCUCGUGUAACAGAUUUGACAUCACGUGCUGGACGAUUAUCUUUAACAGAUAAUGUGAGAGAUGAGGGUACGCGCAAGUUGAGGUUAAAGGUGAUUGCGGGACAUCACCUUGCAAAAAAGGAUAUCUUUGGUGCAAGCGAUCCUUAUGUCCGCGUAGACUUAAAUACUAUAAAUGGAGAUCAGACUGUGGAUUCUGCACUUACAAAAACUAAAAAGAAGACUUUAAAUCCUAUUUGGGAAGAAGAAUUUAUAUUUAGAGUUAAGCCUGUUGAUCAUAAGCUAGUAUUACAAGUUUUCGAUGAAAAUAGAUUGACAAGGGAUGAUUUUCUUGGGAUGGUAGAAUUAACACUACUUAAUUUACCUAAGGAACAAGAGGGUCGUACAAUUCCUGCUAGAAUCUAUAUUCUUCGACCUCGUAGUAAUCAUUCCAGUCAGCGAUCGAGAGUUAAAGGAACAUUGGAGAUAUAUCAUGCAUAUAUUUCUGACUCAACGACUACAGAAAAUGAAGAUGGAGAUGCAUCUGAUUCAGGAGGAUGGGAGCUAGUACAGCCAGAAAAUAAUAGUCCUGUAGAACAAGCUUCAGAAAUCCAUAUGGUUAAUGGACCAUUACCUCCAGGAUGGGAAGAAAGACAAGAUGCUAAUGGAAGAACAUACUAUGUCAAUCACAUUGCUCGGUUUACACAAUGGGAGCGACCAACAGAUACAAAUACAUCAUCUACUGGUAACAUAACAGAACAACGUAAUUUGGAUACAGCAGCAACAGAAUUUCAACGACGUUUCCACAUUAGUGCAGAUGAAGAGAAUAGACACCGAAGUUCAGUUAUCAACCAGGAUGGUGAAGUUCUACGCGAAGAAGAUGAAGAUUCAGAAGCAAGAGAUAGUGAGGGUAGGAUUCAUAGGGAAGGGGGUAUUGGGGAUACUUCCUCAGAGUCUGGACAUUCUGUUGAUCUACGUGGCUACCAAAGUGAAUGUGAAGAUCAGAGUGAUAGUGUUGAUAGUCCAGCUGGUUCGAGACGAUCAUCAGAGCAGAUCGACAGUCCAAAACCUACACUUCCUGUAUGUGAGGAAGGUUUGCCGCCUGGUUGGGGUAUGCAAAUAGCUCCCAAUGGUCGUGUAUUUUUUAUUGAUCACAACGAAAGAGCAACAACAUGGAUUGAUCCAAGAACAGGCAGACCAAGUUCUAUACCUAAUCACAUUGCACCGUCAACUACGCCAAGAAGCGAUUUAGAUCAACUUGGACCUCUUCCAGAAGGCUGGGAAGAAAGAGUACAUACAGAUGGACGAAUAUUUUUCAUAGAUCACAACACUAGGACAACUCAAUGGGAAGAUCCGCGUAUGUCCAAUCCACAAAUCGCUGGUCCAGCCGUACCGUACUCCAGAGAUUACAAACGUAAAUAUGAAUAUUUGAAGUCUCAGUUGAGAAAACCGAACAAUGUUCCUAAUAAAUUUGAAAUAAAAGUUGGAAGGAACAACAUAUUGGAAGACUCAUAUCGUAUCAUAAGUUCUGUGAAUAGAGUGGAGAUUUUAAAAACAAAACUAUGGGUAGAAUUUGAAGGAGAAGUAGGUUUAGAUUAUGGAGGUCUCGCAAGAGAAUGGUUUUUCCUUUUAUCUAAAGAAAUGUUCAAUCCAUAUUAUGGUCUUUUCGAAUAUUCGGCUACAGACAACUAUACUCUUCAAAUUAAUCCAUUCUCCGGAGUAUGCAACGAGGAACAUUUGAAUUACUUUAAAUUUAUUGGACGUAUAGCUGGCAUGGCAGUAUAUCAUGGCAAACUUUUGGAUGCAUUCUUUAUUCGACCAUUUUAUAAAAUGAUGUUGGGAAAGCCUAUUGACUUGAAAGAUAUGGAAAGUGUCGAUUCUGAGUACUAUAAUUCGUUGUUAUGGAUCAAAGAGAACGAUCCAAGUGAAUUGGAACUUACAUUUUCCGUUGACGAAGAAAGCUUUGGGCAUACUUCACAGAGAGAGCUUAAGCCAGAUGGUGCUAAUAUAUCAUUAACGGACGAAAACAAAGAUGAGUAUAUAAGUUUAGUUAUUCAAUGGAGAUUUGUAUCACGCGUGCAAGAACAAAUGAACGCAUUCUUAGAAGGAUUUAAUGCAUUAAUACCACCAACGCUAGUGAAAAUAUUCGACGAACAUGAAUUGGAAUUACUGAUGUGUGGUAUCCAACAUAUUGAUGUAAAAGACUGGAAGCAAAAUACAUUAUACAAAGGAGAUUAUCAUGCAAAUCAUAUUGUAGUUCAAUGGUUUUGGAGAGUCGUUCUUUCGUUUACCAAUGAAAUGAGAUCGAGACUUUUACAAUUUGUGACUGGUACUUCGCGGGUUCCAAUGAACGGUUUCAAAGAACUUUAUGGAAGCAAUGGACCACAAUUAUUUACGAUUGAAAAGUGGGGUACACCGGAUAAUUAUCCAAGAGCACAUACUUGUUUUAACCGUAUUGACCUUCCACCUUACGAAAGUUAUCAACAGCUCAGGGAUAAGUUAAUAAAAGCUAUUGAAGGUUCUCAAGGUUUUGCUGGAGUCGAUUAGCACGAAAUACCCCUAUUCAUGCUGAUUCUGUAAUAUAAUAUACAUAUGUAUAUAUAUAUAACACGCAUAAGUACACAGCGAUGUAUAUCGACUUGACAUUAUUGACUAUUUAACACGAUUAAUAUUUUCCUGCACUAUGAAAAUUUAGUUGUGUCUUGAAUAAGACAACGAGAUACAGUAUAAAGUAUAUACAUUGCUUAGCUUUUACGAACGACAUGGACAAAAUUUGAAACAUAUUAUUUUCUAUAAAGUGUAUUUCCCCAUUGGCGAAAUUUUGCAUGAUUUUAAAUGCAUAUGACGUGUAAUAACUAAUGACCGUGUUUGUUCGUUCAGUAAUAGAGAAAGUUUUAGUCUUUAUCAAUACAAGUAUUUCAACAAGUUUAUUUUAAGAUAAAUACGGCCCGGCUACUAUACGAUGGAAAAUAAUAGUGUGAUAUUAAUUUUGUAAAUAAAUUUAUAAUAAGAUAAUUAAUGUAUUAGUUAAGCUGUCAAUCGCUAAAUUAUGUGAGCAUUUAAAAAGGAGGGAAACAUUAGAAAAGCCAGUCCAACUUUUAGUAGAUUGAUCUCGUUGAGAAUCGUUAAUUUUCUUUUUAAUUCGUUAAAUUAACAGUAACAUUAUUCGGUCAUGAGUAGUAUAUAGUCGUAUUCUUAUAAAGUGAAGCUAUAUACAAUUAAUAAAUGUGAAAAGUUCAAAUACGAAUGUACAGAAAAAAGCAGGAAGGCUAGAAUAAUUUUUAUUAAAGAUGCAAUUAGAAAGAAAUUUAGACAGAAUCGUAUAAUUAAAAAAUGACGAGGAUUUAAAAGUUAUAUUGAGUUGUGAUUUUAGUAAUACAUGUCAUUUUGCAAUUUUAUGUUUUAUAGAAGAUGACAUAUAGAUAAUUUGACCUUAUAUUUCAAAUGUAUAACACGUACUACUUAAAACACAUAGCACGCUAAAAUAUUACGUAGCACAUAAUUAUAAUAUUAAUAUUUUGCUUUGUAUCUCGUUCUUUUUAAUAAUGUUAGCAGUAAACACGAUUAAUGUUUACUCGAUUAGUUGAUUGUACAUAAUUUAUAGUAUAAUUAAGGUACAAGAUAUAUGGCAAAACUACAUUAAAACUUUUAACUGUUUGUAAACGUCGACAAUAUUCUAAAGGAACAGACAAUUGAUUUUAUCAAAAAUGAAAUGAAUAUAUAAUAUUAUCGCCGAUGCACUAGAAUCAGCAAUAAUGGCAAGUUAAGCGUUGUGGAUAAAUGCCUACUCUGUAUUAUAAUACGUAUCCAUAGAGUAUAAUAAGUAUCCUAGCAGAUAUUUAAUAUACGAAGUUGACUACACAUUCCAUCCUAUUUGUACAGCUUAUUUUUUUUAAAUGAAUACGUCCCGUUUAGAUGAUAAACAUCCUUAUGUAACAACGUAACAUUUUGUGGCCUUAAAUUCUGAUUAUGAUAUUUCUUAUCGUAGUACAUUUCUGGUUAUAAACGUUAAAUUUGUAUUACUGUAAAGAAUAAGAAUCGUUUAAUCUAAUUGAAUAUAUCCGUUUGAGAUAUUAUUUUCAACUGCGUCUGGCAAAGAAAGAUAUCGUGCAUUACUGUGAACGUGUGAAUUUAAAUCGUCAUUGAUAGGUCGUCGAUGAUUAUCAUCUUCAUAGGUGUUACAAUUAAAAAGUAACAAUCCUGUAAUAAAUCAUACAUAACGUUGAACGUUUGAAUUUAAUUCUAAAUAUAAAACAGUAUUAUUUCUUAUAUGGAUAACAAUAUCUUGAUUUUACGAAUCCAUUGAGAAAAGAAAAAUCACGACGAUCACUCCUUAAUAUUAAUUAUACUCGAUUUAUUGUAAUCGAUCGAGUAUGAUAUUAAAAUUAUAUAUAUAUAUAUUUUUUUUAUUUAUAUAUAUUAACAUCUAAUAGAAUCGUAAUUACGAAAUGGAUCGUUAUCGAUAUUACGACAGUAAUGCAUGGAUAUUUCAUUGAUGUAAACGUUAAAGAUUAUUAUAUUUAUGUAAGGUAUAUCAUAUAAUCGUAUUAAUGUAUAUAUCGUAGUCUCAUAUAAGCAGUCUUAUUCAGAGUAUAGCAUUUUUUUAAAGAAAUCCCGCAGAUAGAUGUAAGCUAGAAGUUAUUCAGUCCAUUCGACUUAAAAGGGCGUUUUCAAUGGCUAUUUUAGCUGUCACGAGUUUGUUAAUGUUUAUUUGUUUCUCCUUUUCUUUUUUAGCAAAAUUUUUACCGACGAAGCUUUGACCAAAAAAAAAUAUUAAAAAAAAAAAAAGAAAAAAGAGAAAAAAAAACUAAAACAAAAAGGAUAAUCCAAGCUUUGACGUUUACUUUGUAUUAAGAAAAAAAAAAUUUUAAAAAAAAGCUAAAAAAAAAAAAAGAAAAAAAAGAGAAAGUGAGAAAAAUCGUAACUGAAGAAAAAUAAUCGAUAAAAUAAUUAUCAUUUAUUGUUAUUAUUAUUGUUUGUCUAAUCGAUAUAGCCAUAUUCAAUAUGGUGAUGUGUAUUCUUAAGAAAAAAGGAAACUUAACUUUUUUCUUAAUAUAAGGCAGGUUCGAUAUUUCAUACAUAAUAGAUACAACAGACACAACUACACAAUUUAUUUACAUUCUUACGUGCAUACGUCGGCUGAAAAGUACGACUUAAUCGAAAUGACACUUGUAUUCCUUUAUUAUUUCAUAUGUAAAUAUAAAGAAAAAGAAAGAAAAAAAAAAAUAUAUUGAAAGAAAUACGACGCUGUAAUAUAUCAAUUAUUAAUUAUUAUUAAAAACACUUAUACGAUAUCUCUUCACUUUACUUGUAAUUAAAGGAUUAUUAAUACUAAUGUGCUUGUAAGAUCAUAUGUUACGAUGAGGUAGACGAUAAUUAACACAGAACAUUUGGGCAUAAAUAUCAGGAAGAACGAGAGACGAACGAAGAGAGAGGAUUGAGCAUCUAGACAAUGGUGUAUAAUUAAUGAAUUAAUUAAAUAAUUAAUCGAAUUAAGGAUUAAGAAAAAAAUCUUAUGUUCUUAUAACGAUAUUAUGGAAGAAUCAGACUAUAUAUGCAAAUAAAUUAUAUCAAAAAGUUACACGA
This is a messenger RNA of Vespula pensylvanica (western yellowjacket), 5904 nucleotides long. It is a transcript of the gene Nedd4, whose product is annotated as E3 ubiquitin-protein ligase Nedd-4. Gene Ontology annotation, biological process: regulation of dendrite morphogenesis; ubiquitin-dependent protein catabolic process. Bases 247 to 2865 code for a protein of 872 amino acids. The record is from RefSeq and is a predicted model, not a curated record. NCBI's taxonomy places the organism in Eukaryota, Metazoa, Arthropoda, Insecta, Hymenoptera, Vespidae. Gene Ontology annotation, molecular function: ubiquitin protein ligase activity; protein binding; sodium channel inhibitor activity. The transcript is spliced from 16 exons.